CGCUUACCCACGAUCCUUUGCGUGCUCAAGAUGGAGGAACUGACGGUAGAGGUUCGUGGCUCCAAUGGAGCUUAUUAUAAGGGAUUUGUCAAAGAUGUUCAUGAUGACUCGCUUUCCAUUUCAUUUGAAAACAACUGGCAACCUGAAAGACAAGUCCCGUUCAGCGAUAUCCGUUUGCCUCCUUCUGCUGAUGGCAAAAAGGAGAUCGGCGAGGGAGAUGAGGUGGAGAUCUAUUCCCGAGCAAAUGAACAGGAGCCCUGUGGUUGGUGGCUAGCUAAAGUUCGAAUGAUGAAGGGAGAUUUCUAUGUGAUUGAGUAUGCUGCUUGUGAUGCAACAUACAAUGAAAUCGUCACUUUUGACCGCCUUCGACCAGUGAACCUCAACCAAGCAGUCACAGAGACCACCUUCCACAAGUGCACUGUUCCUGUCCCUGAGGAUCUGAAGGCUGCAUGUGCAAACGAGCCUGCUCACAAGGACUUCAAAAAGGCGGUAGGAGCCAGCCGGAUAGUCUACAACCCAGAGACUAGCCAGUUGGUUAUACUGUCUGUGAACGAGGCCACGGUGAAGAGAGUUUCCCUCCUGAGUGACAUGCACUUAAGGAGCAUCCGUACCAAACUCAUGCUCAUGUACAGGAACGAGGAGGCCACCAAGCACUUGGAGAGCACAAAGCAGCUAGCCUCUGCCUUCCAGGAGGAGUUCACCGUGAGGGAAGACCUUAUGGGCCUUGCCAUCGGCAGCCAUGGCAGUAAUAUCCAGCAGGCCAGGAAAGUGCCGGGCGUGACCGCCAUUGAGCUGGAUGAAGAAAGUGGCACCUUUAGGAUUUAUGGUGAGACUGAAGAGGCAGUCCAGAAAGCAAGAAAUUAUCUGGAAUUCCUCGAAGAAUCUGUUCAAAUUCCUAGAAACCUAGUCGGGAAGGUUAUUGGUAAGAGUGGCAAAGUUAUCCAAGAGAUUGUCGACAAGUCUGGGGUGGUCCGAGUACGAAUAGAAGGUGACAAUGACAACAAACUCCCCAGACAAGAAGGGAUGGUACCCUUCACGUUUGUUGGCACAAAGGAGAGCAUUGGCAACGUGCAAGUCCUCCUGGAGUACCACAUUGCUUACCUAAAUGAGGUGGAGCAGUUGAGGCUUGAGAGGCUGCAGAUCGAUGAGCAGUUACGGCAGAUCGGUCUCGGCUACCGGCCUGUUCCUGGCCGGCCUGCUGACAAGGACAAGGGCUAUGCCAUGGAUGAGAGUGUGCCUGGUGCCCCCCCCCACUCUAGCCGCUCCUAUGCCGGCCGAGGCCGUGGACGCAGAGGCAUGAACUAUACUUCUGGUUAUGGAACAAACUCCGAGCACUCGUACGCCUCAGAGACGGACUCUGAGCGCAAGGAUGAGCUGAGCGACUGGUCCAUGGCGGGGGAGGAGCCAGAGCGAGGGGUGCGUCAGCAGAGAGACAGCAGGCGGAGACCAGCUGUAGGGAGAGGCCGUGGUGGCCCUGGGGGCAGAGGUCGUGGGACAGCGAGAGGGGCAUCCAGCACCAUGAGCUCAGUUCUGAAAGAUCCAGAUCGGAACCCUUACAGCCUUCUGGACAACACUGAGACAGACCAGACAGUGGACACGGACACCAGCGAGUCUCACGUGAACACGAGCCGCCGCCGCCGCUCGCGACGCCGCCGAACGGACGAAGACGAGACCAUUAUCGACGGCAUGAGCGAGUCGGACAACACCUCGCUCAGCGAGAAUGGCCUAGAUGAAGCGGAGGCUAAACCACAGCGGCGUAACCGUAGCCGCCGACGCCGCUACCGCCCUCCAGAGGAGAGGCAGCCAGUUACUGUGGCUGAUUACAUAUCGAGGGCUGAAUCACAAAGCAGGCAGAGAACAAGCCGAGAUCUGAAGAAGAAGAAUAAAGAUUUGGGACAGGUUGAGAGCAUAGCAGAGCACAGCGUCUCUACAUCUCUGACCAACGGUCCCAACGUCAAGGCAGAUGAGCCGAAUAAAGCCGCGUGUGCUUCCACUGAGAAGGCCCCCAAGGCUACUGGUCAAGGAAAUGGGGCCAAGCCAGCCGUGGUCAAUGGACUCUCCUAAGCAGUUUGGGUUUUUUUGUGGGGUUUUUUUUUUUUUUCCUUUUUUUCCCUUUUAAUUAAGUAACCUUUACAUUUUUACAAUAGUGCUUGUACAAGCUUGCCAAAGAUAGAAAUAUGAACUUCCAGAUUCUCUACUGCACUUUUUUGUUCCUUCACCAUGGAACAGGUAGGAGGGGAGGCAAGAUUACAAAAAAGGGGAAAAAAGAUGCACGCUGUAGAGAUAAAAGUGAAACAAGUCACACCCAAGUAUGUCCAAGUACAUCAUCAGAUGUUGUGCCUUCAAAGAGUUGUUUUACCAUUCAAGUAGCUGGCUGUAGGAAAACAUGAAAAAUAAAACUGAUAUGGUAAUGCAGAAAAUCAGAGAGGUCCUCAGACUUGUUAAGUUAGCUGCUUUCUGUUUUAAUAUGCAACCACUUCAUGGGCGGGAUUAGGAAAAGCAGUCUGAAAAAGUAUGUUUUGCACUGAAUUGUACUUUCUUUCCCUUUAGAAUAAUGUUAGUCUGGAAACUGGUCUGUUAACUCUUCAUUUUAAGUGGUGUGUAAAAGACACUGCUCAUGGCUAUCUCAAAGAUUGAAUUUGUUCUGGUUCAUUGCCUGGCAGGCUAUAGUGACCAUGACCGUGACUGUUUAGCAAAAGGAACCUUGUUUUUGGUUUAUUUAUUUUAAAGUGUACAGUAUUUAAAACAGCAAAAGCAGUUAUUCUUUUAACACUAAACUGGCUGCCUGAACGUAUUUGCACGCAGGUGACAAUUUGGACUACUGAAAGAUCAACUUCCAGAUUUUGUGUGUGUUCUGUAAAUUACGUUUGUGAGUCCUUAUUUUCUCUUUUUUUUAAAUGAUUCUGGUUGUUUGAUGUGCAAUAUGUUUUGUAUGCAGAUAGUUCUUGAAAUAAAAUUUUGAUCUUGCA
Messenger RNA from Electrophorus electricus (electric eel), 2969 nucleotides. RefSeq names its product FMR1 autosomal homolog 1 (gene fxr1). Lineage: Eukaryota; Metazoa; Chordata; Actinopteri; Gymnotiformes; Gymnotidae. Gene Ontology annotation, molecular function: translation regulator activity; mRNA 3'-UTR binding. Gene Ontology annotation, biological process: regulation of translation at presynapse, modulating synaptic transmission; positive regulation of translation; mRNA transport. The record is from RefSeq and is a predicted model, not a curated record. Gene Ontology annotation, cellular component: neuron projection; cytoplasmic stress granule; nucleus.